This is a messenger RNA of Oncorhynchus masou masou (cherry salmon), 2714 nucleotides long. RefSeq lists its product as uncharacterized. Gene Ontology annotation, biological process: SCF-dependent proteasomal ubiquitin-dependent protein catabolic process. The record is from RefSeq and is a predicted model, not a curated record. NCBI's taxonomy places the organism in Eukaryota, Metazoa, Chordata, Actinopteri, Salmoniformes, Salmonidae. Gene Ontology annotation, cellular component: SCF ubiquitin ligase complex.
AUGCCUCUAUUCCGUGCCAUGAUGGAGCCCAGGGCUGCGAAACGGGUAGUGAGAAAGAGGAAGAUUAGAGGACGAGGAAGAUGGGAGGAGGAUGAUGAUCACCCUCCCCGACUGACCCAGCUUUGUCUGUGGAACUUGGCGGAGAACAUGAAGGAAGUGUGGGUCAAAGACUACGCUGACAACUACAUGGAUCAGUACUUCUUCAGAUUUGUCAUGGGCCCCUUCACCCUGCUGCCGGCUGAGCUGGUAGAGGAGCUCCUGUCUGUCCUGUCCUCCAGGUGUGAGUUGUCCCGUGCGGCGCUACACCUCCUGUUGAGCCCUCAGCUCAGAACCCUAUCUCUUGGGGGCCACUCUGCUCUGGUCACCCCCAGCCUCUGCACCCUCAUCGGGAUUCGCUGCCAGAGCCUGCAUUCCAUGGACCUCUCUGGAGCCCAGCAGGUGUCUUCCCAUGUCCAGUGUGACCUGCUGGGUUGUCUGCCUUCCCUGCGCUCCCUCUCUCUGGCUGGCACCCCUUGUGACAGACAGGUUGUGGAGGUGGUUGCCCGCCACUGCCCCGCGCUGCGCCACCUCGACGUGUCCCGCUGCCACUUCCUGCCCCCCGCAGGCCUGCUCUGCCUGAGGGGUUCCUCCUGCGCCUCCCCACCCCCCCUCAGCAGCCUGCUGGCUCUGGAUGUGGGCUUUGGGGAGGGGGAUGGAGAUGGGGCGGCUGCCGUGGCCUUCCUCCUGCUCUCCCUGCCGUGGCUGGAGAGAGUGGCAAUGGAGGGCCUGGGGGAGGCCUGUGGCCUCAUACACAGCAGGGAGUUCGGAGGGACUGAGGAGUUCACGACCAAUGAGGGGCUGCCCAGUCUCUGGGAGGUGUGGAGGGAGAGGAGGCAGAGUGGGAGGGCCACAGACACAGGCGAAAUAUCAGGAGCGGAUGUGGAGGAAAUUGAAGAGGAGGAAAAUGACAACCGUUUCUCGUGGGCGAGUGAGGGUGAGAGUGAGGAUGAGGGUACAGGUGAGGAGAAAAGGGGAGUUGGAGCUGGAAGAGGUGACACUCAGAUGAGAACAAGGAAGGAAAUAGAAGAAGACGGUGUUGAGAAAGGAAGGGAAGAGGGAGUGGGGGGGUCAGGGGGUGAGGGCUUUACCUUACGUCUAAGGGAUGCGCAGGGCAUGUCUGGUGGGACUCUGGAGGCUGUAAGUCAGCUUUGCCCCGAGCUGCGCUCUAUAUCACUGGACUGUGAGGAGGGUGGGCCUACAGGGUCUUGUCUGGCUGCAGGCCUGGCCAGGUGGGCAGGCCAGCUAAGGGGACUCUCUGUGCGCUUCACAGGGCCCCUGGAUGAGCUGCUGCCUGCCCUGCGUGCUAUGAAGGGCUCCCUGGUUUCUCUCACCCUGGAAGGGGUCAGAACCAGCUCUCAGACAGCCAUGCUGGAGCUCCUCCACGCCUGUCCCAGGCUGAGGAGCCUCGUCGUCCACGCUGAGCCUCCUUUAGCCCCCCAGGAGGAAGAGGAGGAGGAGGAGGAGGACAGGGAUCUACCCUGUCUACCACAACUGUGCUCUCUCUCCCUAAACUUCUCCUAUGACCAGCGCCAGAUGAAGACCGUCAUGUCCUGGAGGUCUCUGGGGGGGGCGCUGUGGAGCGUACUAUCCGGCUCUCCCCUCCUGGAGAGGGUCUCUCUGGUGGCAGUGCCUUGUCCGCUGGAGCCUGUGUUCCAGAAGCUUCUGAAGCGCCCCGCCGCCCGACCCAACAGCCCUCCACUACAACAACUAUGCCACCUCAGCCUUGUCCGCAGUGACGUUUCCAUGGAGACGGCGUCGGGCCUGAUGACCAUCAACAGGCGUCUGAGCAGCCUGGACCUGAGAGGCUGCUGGGCAGUGAGCCUGGACAACAUGAGGCAGCUACAGAGGACAGCCACCAGGAGGCAACGUUGUAUCACUAUCACCUGGACAUGAUGUGCUUUAAAUCUGCCAGACAGGGGCACCCUCAUUUACACAUACUGUGUGUUUGGGGCAAAUCCAACACAUCACUGAGUACCACUCUUGAUAUUUUCAAACAUGGUGGUGGCUGCAUCAUCUUAUAUGUAUGCUUGUCAUCGGCAAAAACUAGGACGUUUUUUUUUUUUUAAAUAAACAGAAUAGAGCUAAGCACAGUCAAAAUCCUAGAGGAUAACCUGGUUCAGUCUGCUUUCCAACAGACACUGGGAGACGACAUCACCUUUAAGCGGGACAAUAACCUAAAGCAUAAGGCCAAAUAUACACUGGAGUGGCCUAGUUAGAGUUUUGAUUUAAGUCAGCUUGACAAUGGCUGUCUAGCAAUGAUCAACAACCAACUUGACAGAGCUUGAAGAUUUUUUUUCAAGAAGAAUGUGCAAAUAUUGUGCAAAGCUUCUAGAGACCUACCCAGAACGACUCACCGCUGUAAUCGCUGCCAAAGAUGAUUCUAACAUAAAUUGACUCAGGUGUGAAGACUUAUGUAAAUGAGAGUUCUGUAUUUAAUACAUUUGCAAACAUUUCUAAAGACAUUUACUUUUUCAUUAUAGGGCAUUGUGUGUAGAAGGGUGAGAUAAAAAUAUAAAAAAUAAAAAAACAUUUUGAAUUCAGACUGUAACAACAAAAUGUGGAAUAAGUCAAGGAGUAUGAAUAUUUUCUGAAGGCUCUGCAUGUGAUCGUGUCUCAAUGUAAUCAAAGUGUGAAAUUAUUUCUUUUCAAAUACAAUCUUUUUGGGCUUAGUUGUG